AUGGGAAGAGGCCAGGGGGAACUAGAGACAGCUUCAGUGCGGGCGCGGGAGGGCAAGGGAGAAGAGGGUGGGAGAGGGGAGAGCGAGCAACGCUCUACUGUGGCCUCCAUGAUGCACAGGCAGGAGACCGUUGAGUGCCUCAAGAAAUUCAACGCCCGGAGAAAACUAAAGGGGGCCAUAUUGACCACCAUGCUGGUCACACGCAAUUUCUCUGUUGGUAGACAGUCCACAGCUGCUGCUGCAGUGACAGCUGCUGCCUCUGCUGCCACCACCACUUCAAGCCUGGUGGAACAAGUAGCGAAGAGUCUACUGAACAAGAAAGCUGAUGUGAAGCCCCAGACUAACAGCAACAAAGCCAACACAGUAAGCAGCCCCAAAGGAAACCAGUCCUCCCCAGCACUGGAGCCUCAAACCACCGUCAUUCAUAACCCCUUGGAUGGAAUGAAGGAAUCCACAGACAGCAGCAACACCACCAUCGAGGAUGAGGAUGUGAAAGGUAGGAGUCCGGAACUCACAAGCAGUGAUAUCACCCAGAUCUCAGCCACCAAGCUGACUGACAUUCUGAGCUGCACGAGGAGGGGCUCGGGACCCCUCCCAGACCCACCCCGACUCGCAGACCUGCUCUGCACUGUGCGUCAGGGUUCAGCCCCCCAGACCCAGACCAAUGAGAGCAUAAUCCUCACUCUCUCUCUCUGUAGUAGGAUCUGUGACCCUGGGCUGACCUCCUUCGAACCCGAGGCUCUGGGGAACCUGGUGGAGGGGAUGGACUUCCAUCGAUUCUACUUCGAGAACCUGCUCUCGAAGAACAGCAAGCCAAUCCACACCACGAUCCUGAAUCCUCACGUGCACCUGGUGGGCGACGAGGCUGCCUGCAUCGCCUACAUCCGGCUCACGCAGUUCGUGGACGGGGCGGGGCGGCCGCGCAGCAGCCAGUCCGAGGAGACGCGCGUGUGGCAGCGCCGGGACGGGAGGUGGCAGAACGUGCACUUCCACUGCUCCGGGGCGCCGGCCGCACCCCUGCAGUGAG
Molecule: messenger RNA, 1027 nt
Organism: Polyodon spathula (Mississippi paddlefish)
Lineage: Eukaryota; Metazoa; Chordata; Actinopteri; Acipenseriformes; Polyodontidae
Product: calcium/calmodulin-dependent protein kinase type II subunit beta-like
Exons: 12
Coding region: 1-1026 (341 amino acids)
Biological process (GO): protein phosphorylation
Molecular function (GO): calcium/calmodulin-dependent protein kinase activity; calmodulin binding
Source: RefSeq, a predicted model, not a curated record